Messenger RNA from Rotaria sordida, 735 nucleotides. The record is from the annotation of a GenBank genome assembly. NCBI's taxonomy places the organism in Eukaryota, Metazoa, Rotifera, Eurotatoria, Philodinida, Philodinidae.
AUGCAAGCAUUUUUAAACUUUCGUCAACAUAUUCAUCGUCUUCUCAAUUCAAAUUCAUCAGUUGGUGAUACAACUUUCAUUGUCAAACAUCUCGAAGAUGAAGCAUCAAAUCUAUGUCUUUCUUUCGACACGCAAAUACAAUCUCUUCGCGAUGAUUUACUCGCGAAAGACAAUGAACUUAUUAAAACGAUGCAAGAACGCUUCAAUCCUUUACAGGAAUUGAAUACAACCAAGGAUUCUGCACAUACAAUUAUUAAGUGUUUGAACAUAUCUCUCAAAGCAUCUUCUCACACCAUUGCUCGCACCAUCAUAGAAAUGAUUGCUCGUGAACAUUUACAUUCUAUGAAUUUAGCUAUUGAAAAAUUGAUGGAUAAGCUUCGUCGUGAAAAGAAUUACGCAAAAGCAUUUAUUACUUUAUAUAAAACUUUAUCUGAAGCUGUACACAAUUGUGGUCUUUGCUAUGAGGAAGAUGUGCUUCCAAUUCCAGAUAUUAUUGAGAAUAUAUUUAGUAAAUCGGACGCAUUAGCACUUGCCACUUUUUAUUCAAUUACAUUGCCGAACAUGCCAUAUGAAAUAGUGUCAAAUGUUGCUAAGCUACCUUCGAAUUCAUCGUAUUGGCUCAACAGUGGUGAUUUGAAGAAUUGCUCGAAUACCUCCACCACCACGAUUGCUGCAGCUGAUGAAAAAUCGUCCAAGCGAAAAUUGGAUGAAAAUGAAGAAAAUGAAGGAGAUUAA